AUGGGGGAGGCGGAGGUGGGCGGCGGCGGGGCGGCGGGCGACAAGGGCCCGGGGGAGGCGGCCACCAGCCCGGCCGAGGAGACGGUGGUGUGGAGCCCCGAGGUGGAGGUGUGCCUCUUCCACGCCAUGCUGGGCCACAAGCCCGUCGGCGUGAACCGCCACUUCCACAUGAUCUGCAUCAGGGACAAGUUCAGCCAGAACAUCGGCCGGCAGGUGCCCUCCAAGGUCAUCUGGGACCACCUGAGCACCAUGUACGACAUGCAGGCGCUGCACGAAUCCGAGAUCCUCCCAUUCCCGAAUCCAGAGAGGAACUUCGUCCUUCCAGAAGAAAUCAUCCAAGAAGUCCGAGAAGGCAAAGUCAUCAUCGAGGAGGAGAUGAAAGAGGAGAUGAAAGAAGACGUGGACCCCCACAACGGGGCUGAUGACGUUUUUCCAUCUUCAGGAAGUUUGGGGAAAGCUGCAGAAAAGUCCAGCAAAGACAAAGACAAGAACUCCUCAGAGCUGGGCGCCAAGGACGGGGCGGACAAGCGCAAGCGCAGCCGGGCCACCGACAAGGUGCUGACCGCCAACAGCAACCCCUCCAGCCCCAGCGCUGCUAAGCGGCGCCGGACGUAGGCGGCUGGCCGGGCAGGCAGGGCCACGCUGGCCCUCGGACUCCAGAGGCCUCCACGUGGCCCACGGCCCGGUGGACUCGCCCGUGUGGACACCGUGUGGCCGGGCUCCCGCACAUGCAGGGGCCAGGGCCUGGGUAGCUGGACUCCUCGGCAGCCGGCGGCAAGUGGGCACGACUGGGCCCGCCCUCCCGGCCUCCCCGGCCAUGCACAAGGCGCCACCGCUGCCCCUCCCUGCCCCUCGCGGGCAGCCGUGCUGCAACGAUGUAUAUAAUCCGGUUGGUGUUUCGAUAUUUAAUUUUUAAGAGACCUAUUUUACUAGCGUUUUAUAUGAAACAAAUCCUACAGCAGCUGAGCCCGUGUUGUCCUUUUCCU
Molecule: messenger RNA, 986 nt
Organism: Talpa occidentalis (Iberian mole)
Lineage: Eukaryota; Metazoa; Chordata; Mammalia; Eulipotyphla; Talpidae
Gene: MRGBP
Product: MRG domain binding protein
Exons: 5
Coding region: 1-615 (204 amino acids)
Biological process (GO): regulation of transcription by RNA polymerase II
Cellular component (GO): nucleus; NuA4 histone acetyltransferase complex
Source: RefSeq, a predicted model, not a curated record